Cercospora beticola is the source of this 1639-nucleotide messenger RNA. RefSeq lists its product as uncharacterized. The record is from RefSeq and is a predicted model, not a curated record. Gene Ontology annotation, molecular function: transaminase activity; pyridoxal phosphate binding. NCBI's taxonomy places the organism in Eukaryota, Fungi, Ascomycota, Dothideomycetes, Mycosphaerellales, Mycosphaerellaceae. Gene Ontology annotation, cellular component: cytosol.
GUUUGAACAGCUGCAGUAUUCUCGGAGAUAGCGAUACGCUGCCUAUGCGGGUCUCUCAACUGCAUACCUUCGUCGUUAUCGUCGUGAUGAGGCGGAAGCGGCUCAGCUGAGCCGGUCGGUGACGAGGACCUACACCGCAAGAGCUGAUUAAAGACAGCACCUGGGUCCUACGAACGUGAGUAUACCGAUCAGUAUUUGCCUUCACAACCCCUUCACGAUGGGUUCGAUCAAAGAACCGUCCUUGUUCUAUCAGAGUGUCCAACAGAGCGGACUACCAUUCGUUGCAGAAGCUUCGGGCAUCUACUACACUCUCAGCAAUGGCCAAAAGAUCAUCGACUCGACAUGCGGUGCUGCUGUCGCAUCGAUAGGUCAUGGUGACCGCAGGGUGAAGGAUGCGAUCAUCUCCCAACUUGACAAGGUCUCGUACGCCCAUCCGGGUUACUUUCAGAAUGACCCUUCACACGACCUCGCAGACGAAUUGGUUGCGACUACGAAGAGACAAAUGGCAAGAGCUUGCUUGACCGGGUCCGGCUCGGAAGCCAUGGAAAUUGCCGUCAAGCUCGCACGGACGUAUCAUUUGUCCAUGAGUCCGAAAUCCCCGCGCUCGCACUUCAUUGCAAGGGAAGGAUCCUGGCAUGGCUGUACAUUGGGAACUCUGUCCCUCGGAGACUUCAAAGGACGCAAGGCUCCAUUCCAGGAGCUUCUGAUGGACAAUGUGUCGCGAGUCUCGGCAUGCAAUCCGUUUCGUGGACUCCGGCAGGGUGAAAGCGAGGAGGAAUAUGUGCUGAGGUUGCAGGCGGAGCUGGAGGCGGAAUUCCAGCGGGUCGGUCCACACAAAGUGGCGGCAUUCGUCGUGGAACCUAUCGUAGGCACGACACUGGGCUGCGUGGCUCCGGUGCAAGGAUACUUCGAGGCAAUGAAGGAAGUAUGCGACAGACACGGGGCGCUUAUAAUCUUUGAUGAGAUUAUGUGUGGUUUGGGAAGGUCGGGCACCUUCCAUGCGUGGGAGCAGUUGGGUAUUGUCCCCGACAUCCAGACAGUGGGCAAGGGCUUGGGUGCCGGAUACUCAACGAUAUCGGCUAUCCUCUUUAACGACAAAGUGGUUGCAGGGCUGGAACAAGGUUCGGGAUACUUCGAACACGGCCAGACGUACCAAUGUCACCCAGUAGCCUGCGCUGGGGCACUUGAGGUACAGAGGAUCAUACGCGCUGAGAAUUUGGUGCAAAAUGUGGCUGUCCUUGGUGAUUAUUUCGGUCAGCGACUGAGGGAUCGAUUCCAUGACAACCAGUAUAUUGGCGAUGUGCGUGGCCGUGGGUUCUUUUGGUGCGUUGAGAUCGUGAAAGAUGCUUCAACGAAGGAGCCGUUCGAUCCGGCCUUGCAAAUUUCAAAGAGAAUGAGGUUGAGGGGCCUGUCACGCGGCUACGACGUGUGCCUCUUCUCGGCAGGGGGGUCAGUGGACGGACAUAGAGGUGACCACUUUCUUCUGAUGCCGCCUUUCAUUGUCCGCCAGGAUGAGGUGGAUGAGAUUGUCGAACGUGUCGGAAAGGUGGUGGAUAGUGUCAUGAUGGAAGUGGCCAGCGGCGCGCAGGGCCAAAAGAUAGUAGGGCUCUCUAAUAGUGCCUGAGAGAAUCGAUAAUGC